AUGGCCACUCUUACCAUUAUCCUUAUUGUUGCGAAGCUAUGUUUUUGCUUUUCAGCUGCAACAGAUACCAUAACCCAGUUUCAAUCACUUCUAAAUAACAUGACCCUUGUUUCCAAGGAUGGAACCUUUGAAUUGGGUCUCUUCAGCCCAGGUAGUUCCACAAACAGUUACAUAGGAAUCUGGUACAAAAGCGUUCCACUCAAAACUGUCGUUUGGGUUGCAAACGGUAACUACCCAACCAAAGACAACUCCAGCAAGUUGAGCAUAAGCAGAGAGGGAAACCUCGUACUUCUCAGCCAGAACAACACCAUUAUUUGGUCAACAAACGCAACAACAAAAGUUGUCAAUGUUGUAGCACAGCUAUUAGACACAGGCAACUUUGUUCUAAGAGAUGAGAAAGACAAUAAUCCUCAAAAUUACUUGUGGCAGAGCUUUGAUUAUCCUUCAGAUUCAUUGUUACCUGGAAUGAAAUUAGGAUGGGACUUCAAAACUGGUCGUAAUCGACGCCUAAUUGCUUGGAAAAAUUGGGAUGACCCAUCUCCGGGGGAUUUCAUAUGGGGUCUGGUGCCUACCAAUAAUCCUGAAUCGGUUAUGUGGAAUGGCACAAAAGUGUUCUAUAGAAGUGGUCCUUUUGAUGGCAUUCAAUUUAGUGGUAACCCAUCUUUGGAUUAUAAUGCAUUAGUCAAUUAUACAUAUGUGGCCAAUAAUGAUGAAUUGUGUUUUUCAUAUACUAUCAAUGAUAAGUCAUUAAUUUCAAGAAUUGUUAUUAAUCAAUCAAGUCACGUUCGCCAGCGGGUGACAUGGAGUAAUAAUACUGGAACGUGGAGGGUGUCUUCAACGUUGCCAAUUGAUUAUUGUGACCAUUAUAAUCUUUGUGGUCCAUUUGGGAUAUGUUACGUUGGUGAUUCCCCACUGUGCAAGUGUUUAAAUGGCUUCAAGCCCAAAUCGCAGCAAAAUUGGAUUGAAAUGGAUUGGAGUCAAGGAUGUGUGCACAAUGAAACAUGGGUUUGUAGAGAAAAGAAUAAGGAUGGUUUUGUCAAAUUUAGUAACGUAAAGACACCAGACACUACAAGAUCGUGGGUUAAUAAGAGUAUGACACUAGAGGAAUGUAAGGAAAAAUGUUUGGAAAAUUGUUCUUGUACGGCUUAUGCAAAUUCUGACAUAAGGGGACAAGGUAGUGGUUGUGCUAUUUGGUUUGGUGAUUUGUUAGAUAUAAGGCAGAUUUCAGAUGCUGGGCAAGAUUUAUAUGUUAGAACGGCGGUGUCUGAAAUAGAUAGUUCAAUGCGAAAGGCGGUUCUGAUCGCAAGCACUGUUUCAUCUUUUGUUGUGAUGCUUAUAAUUUCAACAUUUAUUUAUUGGAGGAACAAAGGUAAAAUCAAAGUUACAAAGAAAAAGAAUGACGAAAACAAAGAAGAUUUUGAGCUACCAUUGCUUGACCUCACUUCAAUAGAGCAUGCCACAGACCACUUCUCAGAUAGCAAUAAGUUGGGCGAAGGUGGUUUUGGGCCUGUUUACAGGGGAAUACUACAAGAUGGGCAAGAAAUUGCUGUGAAGAGGCUUUCCCAGACAUCUGGACAAGGAUUGAAAGAAUUUAAAAAUGAAGUUAUUUUAUGUGCUAAACUUCAACAUCGAAAUCUCGUUAAGGUUGUUGGUUGUUGCAUUCAAGAAGAUGAGAAACUACUCAUAUACGAAUUCAUGGCAAACAAAAGCUUGGACUUCUUUCUUUUUGAUUCUAGUCAAAGUAAACUUUUGGACUGGUCCAAGCGCUUAAACAUUAUAAAUGGAAUAGCUCGGGGAAUGCUUUAUCUUCAUCAAGAUUCAAGAUUGAGGAUCAUACAUAGAGAUCUCAAGGCAAGCAAUAUUUUAUUAGACAAUGAGUUGAACCCAAAAAUUUCAGAUUUUGGUUUGGCUCGAAUGUGUGGGGGUGAUCAAAUUGAAGGGAAUACAACAAGAGUAAUUGGUACAUAUGGUUAUAUGGCACCUGAAUAUGCUUUUGAUGGAAUCUUUUCUCUCAAAUCUGAUGUAUUUAGCUUUGGUGUAUUAUUGUUAGAGAUAGUGAGUGGUAAGAAAAAUGGCCGAUUUUUCUAUCCGAAUCAGUACACUAAUCUUAUUGGCCAUGCAUGGAGCUUAUGGAAAGAGGGCAUUCCAACACAAUUAAUUGAUGCUAAUUUGCAAGAUUCAUAUAAUCUAUCUGAAGCUUUGCGGUGCAUUCAUAUUGCUCUCUUGUGCGUGCAACAUCAUCCUAAUGAUAGACCAAAUAUGGCAUCUGUGGUUGUAUUAUUGAGCAAUGAGAAUAUAUUGCCUCCACCAAAGGAUCCUACCUACUUAAUAGACGAAUUUUCAAUUGGAUGGAAGUCUUGUUCUACAACCCAAAUGGCUUUUUCAAUUAGUGAAUCAUUACCCCAACCUUAA
Messenger RNA from Abrus precatorius (Indian licorice), 2412 nucleotides. RefSeq names its product G-type lectin S-receptor-like serine/threonine-protein kinase At4g27290. Bases 1 to 2412 code for a protein of 803 amino acids. Lineage: Eukaryota; Viridiplantae; Streptophyta; Magnoliopsida; Fabales; Fabaceae. The transcript has 7 exons. Gene Ontology annotation, molecular function: protein serine/threonine kinase activity; ATP binding. The record is from RefSeq and is a predicted model, not a curated record. Gene Ontology annotation, biological process: recognition of pollen; protein phosphorylation.